This is a messenger RNA of Euleptes europaea (tarantolino), 810 nucleotides long. RefSeq names its product jumonji domain containing 8 (gene JMJD8). The record is from RefSeq and is a predicted model, not a curated record. The transcript has 9 exons. Gene Ontology annotation, cellular component: cytoplasm. Lineage: Eukaryota; Metazoa; Chordata; Lepidosauria; Squamata; Sphaerodactylidae. The coding region runs from base 1 to 810 and encodes 269 amino acids.
AUGGGCCUGAGAGACCCAUUUUUCCUGCUGUCGCUUAUAUUGAAGUAUUUCCUGGUAUUUCCUGGAGUUUCAGCAUCCCUGGAAUCAGACGGAGGCUGGUUGACCAGCAGGCCCUCUGCUCUACUGGAGGAGGACAGCUGCACAGUGGAGAGAAGAGAUGCUGCCCUCACCUACGCCCAGUUCAUUGAGCAGUACGCUUUCUCCAGGCCAGUUAUUCUCCAGGGAAUAACCAACAACAUGGAAUUUCAGGCUUACUGCACCAAGGAGAAGCUGUUGGCCACAUUUGGAGAUUGCCUGGUCCGCCUCAGCACCGCCAACACCUACUCCUAUCGCAAAGUUGACCUGCCCUUCCAGGAUUACGUGGAUCAAUUGCUGGACCCCCAGGACCCAGACUCCCUGGGGAGUGAAACGCUGUACUUCUUCGGGGACAAUAACUUCACCGAGUGGGGUCCUCUCUUCCAGAAGUACCGGCCCCCUCCGUUCCGGCUCCCGGGCACCACCAGAGCGUACAGUUUUGGGAUUGCCGGCUCUGGCUCAGGGGUGCCUUUCCAUUGGCAUGGUCCAGGAUACUCCGAGGUGAUCUUUGGCAGAAAGCGCUGGUUUCUGUAUCCCCCGGAGAAAACACCAGAGUUCCAUCCCAACAGAACCACUCUGUCUUGGUUGCUGGACACCUACCCUUUUCUGCCACCCUGGGAGAGACCAAUUGAAUGCACCAUUCACCCUGGAGAGGUCCUGUACUUCCCAGACCGCUGGUGGCACGCCACCCUCAACCUGGACACCAGCGUUUUCAUCUCCACAUUCCUGGGUUAG